Messenger RNA from Heteronotia binoei (common prickly gecko), 2523 nucleotides. RefSeq names its product taste receptor type 1 member 3-like. Gene Ontology annotation, molecular function: G protein-coupled receptor activity. Gene Ontology annotation, biological process: sensory perception of umami taste; G protein-coupled receptor signaling pathway. Gene Ontology annotation, cellular component: membrane. The coding region runs from base 1 to 2523 and encodes 840 amino acids. The record is from RefSeq and is a predicted model, not a curated record. Lineage: Eukaryota; Metazoa; Chordata; Lepidosauria; Squamata; Gekkonidae. The transcript has 6 exons.
AUGGAACCCCGCUUGCUUCUCGAGCUCGUCGCUUUUGUCCUUUGCACGGGGCCCAGCGAAGCGAAGACCAACUCCUUGGCCGCCCAGUUCAGCACUCCAGGGGACUUUGUGAUUGGCGGAUUGUUCGCGUUUCACUCCAAGGUGCGGUACAAGGCCAAGGCAGAGAUUCCCACGUGCUACAGCUUCUACACACAUGGCUACCAAAGGCACCUCGCCAUGCGCUUCGCGAUUGACGAAAUCAACAACUCCACCGCCCUGCUGCCCGGCGUCCAGCUUGGCUACGAAAUCCACAACACCUGCGACAACGUGGUCGUGGCUACCAAGCCGGCAGUUGCCUUCCUUUCCAAAUACCCCGGAAACGGUGGCCUUGAAGUCCAGUGCAAUUACAUCGAUUACAAGCCCUACGUCAUUGCCGUCGUGGGUCCAGACAGUUCAGAGCUGAGCGUGGUGCUAUCCCGGCUCUUGAAUUUUCUUUCCAUCCCUCAGAUCAGCCCCACAAGCACCACCGAACAGCUGAGCAACAAAGAACUGUACCCUUCCUUUUUUCGCACCGUCCCCAGCGACAGGCACCAGGUGGAAGCCAUGGUCCAGCUCCUGCGCAAAUUCCACUGGAACUGGGUGGCCGCCUUGGCGUCCGAUGACGAGUACGGCCGCCGGGCCCUGGAGCUCUUUGUGCAGCUGGCCCUUACCAGGGAGACGUGCGUCGCGUACGAAGCCAUCCUCCCGAGCGCCCAGACGCAAAGAGAGAGGUGGAAGCAGCUGAUCACUAUAACCAGCCAAUUGGUGGAAGCCGCCAUCAACACCACGGUGGUCUUUGCGCAACCCAACAGAGUCACGGAGCUGAUGACGGUUGCGGUUGAGAGAGGUGUCACGGGCAAAGUGUGGAUCGCCAGCGAGUGCUGGGCAACCUCAGCUGCCAUUCGACUCAUUCCAAACGUGGCCAGCGUGGGUACCAUUAUUGGGAUGGGGGUGAAAAGCGGGAGAAUGCCUGGCUUCUCAGAGUAUAUACGACGUAUCCUAGUGGGUUCUGAGCAAGACCAGAAUAGCUCUAUCGCCACCGGGCAACACAAACAGUGUCCUGAAUGUGGCAACCUGACCCUUGCCAACCUCUCGACCAUCCUCUAUUACACUAAAAAGUACCAUGCAACGUUCAACACUUACAAAGCCGUCUAUGCCAUCGCUCACGCACUGCACCAGCUGCUCCAGUGCAAUGCUACAAGCCAGAAAUGCAACAUGGAUCGAGAAGUCUACCCUUGGCAGCUGGUGGCAGAAAUAGCCAAAGUCAACUUCACUGUCGAAUCGCAGCCGGUUUAUUUCAAUAAAAAGGGCAAUCCUCCAACAGGCUACAACCUGAUUCUCUGGAGCUGGAAUGCAACCGGUGACUCUGAGCAUGUCUCCAUUGGCAGCUACGAUGCUUUGCUACGUAAGCUCACCGUGAACGAAUCGAAGAUCCAGUGGCACACGAGAGAUAAAAAGGCCCCCACAUCCAGAUGUUCACAGGACUGCAAGCCGAGUCAGAAGAGGCAUCUAAGAGGCGAACACAACUGCUGCUAUCAGUGUGAGGACUGUCCACCAGAUUCCUUCCAGGACAAAAACGAUCCAAGCGAAUGUACCCAGUGUCCCAAACACCAAUGGUUCCUCAAGGAGAACAGUACCUGCCAGGAUAGGAUGAUCGAGUACCUGGAAGUGACCGACCUACUUCCCCUCAUCAUGCUGGCUCUGACUAUGUUGGCCUUGGCCCAGAUGGCCGCCAUCGCCGGCAUUUUCGCCAAGUACAGGAGCACCCCAGUCAUGCGCUAUAUCGGCACCUUCCCUACUUUCCUGAUCAUCCUCUCUUCGGCCGGCCUCUGCGGCAGCUUCUUCUUCUUCACCGUCGAGCCCUCCACCCUGGUCUGCAGGGUGCGGCAGCCUUUCUUCUUCAUCAGCCUCACCGUCAGCUUGGCGACGUUACUCGGGAAGGCGGUGCAAUGCUCGGGGCUCCACCAAUCCCUGAAGAGCGCUUUGCUGAGGAGACAUUCGCUGGCUCUGUGCGUCCUCCUCAACACCGCCGCUCAGAGCCUUCUCUGCGUCUUCUGGUAUCUCUGGGACCCUCCGUCCUUGGAGGAGAACACCGACGUGGAGAAGACCAUCCUGCUGCAAUGCCAAGACGUUUCUUUCCCGGGAUUCGGCCUGCUCCUCGUUUACAGCUAUUGCCUCGCUUUCGUUUGCUGCAUCUGCUCCUUUUGGGGAAGCAGCUCCCAGCAGGCUCAGAGCAGAGCCACCAAAGCCAUCGGCUUCACCGUGGUCUUGAUCCUCAUCAUCUGGACCCUCUUCGUGCCCACCUAUGCCACAUCCCAAGGAAAAUACGUCUCCUUGUUCCAGGUGUUCGCGGGGCUGGCGAGCAUCUUUGCCAUUUUUGGCUCCUGCUAUUACCAGCCGUGCUACGUGGUACUCUUUGCCCCCCAGAUGAAUACCAAUAGCCUCUUCUGCAGCUUGCCUCAGAGUCCUCCUGCUGAGGAGCCCACCACAGGAGAAAUAAAGUAA